Messenger RNA from Lates calcarifer (barramundi perch), 1914 nucleotides. Its product is annotated as D(5)-like dopamine receptor. Gene Ontology annotation, cellular component: membrane. Gene Ontology annotation, molecular function: G protein-coupled receptor activity. Gene Ontology annotation, biological process: adenylate cyclase-activating adrenergic receptor signaling pathway. NCBI's taxonomy places the organism in Eukaryota, Metazoa, Chordata, Actinopteri, Centropomidae. Bases 141 to 1544 code for a protein of 467 amino acids. The record is from RefSeq and is a predicted model, not a curated record. The transcript has a single exon.
AACCGGAUGACCUGAGCGCGUCUCCUGCAGGAGUAUCUCAUUGUCGGAAUGAUUUCUGGGACUGGUUGGUGGACGGAGGAUGGAAGCGACAGGAAAAGUUGAGACGGAUAUGGCACCGAGGGAGUGAUUCUGGAUCAUCCAUGGAGAGUGUGAACAAUGAGAGCCAAACCCACCACCAGGGCCACCGGGACCAGCACCAGGUGGUCACGGCGGGAGCGGACAGCCCCGGGCCCGGUGGAGGUCUCAGCCUUCGCGCGCUGACCGGGUGCGUCCUGUGCGUCCUGAUCGUCUCCACCCUGCUGGGUAACACUCUGGUGUGCGCCGCGGUCAUCAAAUUCCGCCACCUGCGCUCCAAAGUCACCAACUCCUUCGUCAUCUCUCUGGCGGUGUCCGACCUGUUUGUGGCCGUGCUGGUGAUGCCGUGGAGAGCGGUGUCUGAGGUGGCCGGCAUCUGGCUCUUCGGCCGCUUCUGCGACACCUGGGUCGCCUUCGACAUCAUGUGUUCCACCGCGUCCAUCCUCAACCUGUGUAUCAUCAGCAUGGACCGCUACUGGGCCAUCUCCAGCCCCUUCAAGUACGAGCGCAAGAUGACGCGCAGGUUCGCCUUCCUGAUGAUCGGUGUCGCCUGGACUCUCUCCAUCCUCAUCUCCUUCAUCCCCGUGCAGCUCAACUGGCACCGCGCGGACGCGGACAACUCGACGAUGGACAACCCGGACGACUGCAACGCCAGCCUGAACCGGACUUACGCCAUCUCCUCGUCCCUCAUAAGCUUCUACAUCCCCGUGGUGAUCAUGGUUGGGACUUACACGCGCAUUUUCCGCAUCGCGCAAACCCAAAUCAGACGGAUCUCGUCUUUGGAGAGGGCGGCGGGGCCCCGUGCGCAAAACCACCGCCACCGCGCGUCAACGCACGACGAAAGCUCGCUCAAAACAUCUUUUAAGAGAGAAACGAAAGUUUUAAAGACUCUGUCUAUCAUCAUGGGGGUGUUUGUGUUCUGCUGGCUGCCGUUUUUCGUCCUGAACUGCGUGGUGCCGUUCUGCGACCUGGAUAAGGUCGGAGAGCCGCCGUGCGUCAGCGACACCACCUUCAGCAUCUUUGUGUGGUUCGGCUGGGCCAACUCAUCCCUGAACCCGGUCAUUUACGCCUUUAACGCCGACUUCAGGAAGGCGUUCUCCACCAUCCUGGGCUGUAAUAAGUACUGCUCCACCUCCACGGUGGAGACGGUGGACUUCAGCAACGAGCUGGUGUCUUACCACCACGACACCACCAUGCAGAAGGAGGCCUGCACCAUGCCGGGACCCGGGGCGCAGAGACUCGCUACUUGCAUGCCGCCGCCGCCUCCGCCCCACACGGGGGCAGAUCUGGAGCAGAACUUUGACAAAGUGUCUGUGAUUUCAGAUGAAUCCCGGAGCCACAGGAACUUGCUGCUUCCUGCCAUCCUGCAGUAUGAAUGCGAGGCGGAGAUUUCUUUAGACAUGAUGCCCUUCAACUCGUCCGGACCCACAGACUGUUAUGUUAUCCCGGGUCAAAUCCAGGACUUGUGAGCACAUUGGACCCAUGAAACAAUUAACACCUUUUGCGUGGUGCAGGACCUCUGUUCAGUUUUGUGCCUCUUCUCUCUAUAUUAUGCACCAGGGACCAGGGGCUUAAGUGGAAGACCUUUGACCUCCUGUUGAUGAUACUGUUAAAGUACAGAUGACCUAAAAGCAGUUUUACCCAGCCUUUGUGGAUUGGACCUCCUCAAAUCAAGAUGGUCUUAGUGUGGUAAAUAGUAAAUGGACUGUACUUAUAUAGCGCUUUUCUAGUCUUUUCGACCACUCAAAGCGCUUCACACUACAGGUCACAUUCACACAACAGUGCUUUCUAGCACAGACACACACAUUCACACACUCCGAUGACAAACAUCGGAGGCAA